Molecule: messenger RNA, 2407 nt
Organism: Saccostrea cuccullata (small rock oyster)
Lineage: Eukaryota; Metazoa; Mollusca; Bivalvia; Ostreida; Ostreidae
Product: argininosuccinate synthase-like
Exons: 16
Coding region: 136-1383 (415 amino acids)
Biological process (GO): L-arginine biosynthetic process; urea cycle
Cellular component (GO): cytoplasm
Molecular function (GO): ATP binding; argininosuccinate synthase activity
Source: RefSeq, a predicted model, not a curated record
AGUAAUUCCAAUUUCCAUCGAUUGUUGCGGCAAGUCGUCAACCACUGUGGCCUGUAAUCAGAAGAGAAGUCGUAAUUUGCGAGCCAGUGUGGCGAAUUUCCUACCAGAAAUUUACAAGAAAGUAGCAGUAUAUAGAUGUCUGACCCCAGCAGUAGACGUGUUGUCCUGGCGUACAGCGGGGGACUGGAUACGUCCUGCAUCCUGGUCUGGCUGAUAGAGCAGGGAUACGAAGUCAUUGCUUUCUGUGCUAACAUCGGGCAGGAUGAAGAUUUCGAGGCUGCAAAAGAAAAGGCACUAAAGCUUGGUGCAAAGCGGAUGGUAAUUCCUGAUGUACGUGCUGAGUUUGUAGAGGAAUUUAUAUGGCCAGCUAUCCAGGCUAACGCUGCCUAUGAGGACCGGUACCUCCUGGGCACCGCUCUGGCGAGGCCUUGUAUAGCCAGGGCUAUGAUCAAGGUUGCCGUUGAGGAGAAGGCGCAGUUUGUUUCCCAUGGGGCCACAGGCAAGGGCAACGAUCAGAUCAGAUUUGAGUUGGGGGCUUAUGCAUUGCACCCCACAAUUAAGGUUAUUUCUCCAUGGCGUCUGCCGGAAUUUUACAACCGCUUUCAGGGCAGAGCAGAUCUUUUUAAAUAUGCACAGGAACAUGGCAUUGCUCUGCCGGUAACCCCAAAAGCCCCGUGGAGCAUGGACGCUAAUUUAAUGCAUAUAAGCUACGAGUCGGGUGUUUUGGAGGAUCCAGCCAAACACGCCCCUCCGGGGAUUUACCAGAUGACUGUAGAUCCGGAACAAGCCCCCGAUCAGGCAGAGAAAAUCCUCAUCUCCUUUAAAAAUGGUUUGCCUGUUCAUGUUAAGAAUUUAGGAAACAGCACGGAAAAGAACAAACCACUUGAAAUUUUCUCUUACAUGAAUGAAUUAGGUGGAAAGCACUCCAUUGGAAGAAUAGACAUAGUAGAAAACAGGUUCAUUGGAAUGAAGUCUAGAGGUCUUUAUGAAACACCCGGUGGAACUAUUUUACUGGCUGCACAUAUGGACAUUGAGCUGUUUACCUUAGACAGGGAAGUACGGAAAAUAAAACGGAAUCUCGAUAUCGCCUUCUCAGAUCAAGUGUAUAAAGGGUUUUGGUUUAGUCCAGAGUGUGAGUACACGCGCGCCUGUAUUCAGGGGAGCCAAAAUCACGUGACCGGUAACGUCACUGUCAAACUGUACAAAGGAGGGGUGUACAUUCUAGGCCGGGAGUCACCAUUAUCUCUUUACAAUGCAGAACUCGUAAGUAUGGAUGUGCAAGGUGACUACGAACCAACAGAUGCAGGUGGUUUCAUCAAAAUCAAUGCAUUAAGAUUGCAGGAGUAUUGUCGUCUGCGGCAGAAUCAAACAACAGGGAAAUGAAAGUCAUCCUCUCAUACACGCAAUGAUGUCGAUAACUCUGUAAAGCAUCACUGCUGAAGAUUUAAUAGUGUUAGAUUUCUUUACAUCAAUGAUGUUCAUUUACUUUAGUGCGUUUCUUCCUCUGAUUGCUGUAUAUAUUCAUAAUUGGGGUACCUGUAAAUAGAAUAUCUACUUCAAAAAUGAUGAACUAUUACUGUGAUCUGUCAACAUUUGUUUUUAUUGCUUGAUUUUCGUAUAAAUAUAUAAAAUUUUAUAAAUAUGUAUAAAAACAUACAUCACAUGUUAUUCACUUGCACAUUCGUACUUUUCAAUCAAGCACGUGUCGGGCAACUAAAAUGAUAUUCUAGCAAUAAAAAGCAUCUUUACAGCGUUAAAAUUAAAUAAAUUAUUUCACCACCAUAACAGUGUCGAGCAGUUAUUCAAAAUAACUAUAAUGCUACAUCUGAAAGUGAUGGUCCCGUUUAUUACAAUAAAUUCCACUCAUCCAAUGUAGUCAUAGAAAUAUUGUAUCUGCAUACAAGUAUUUUCUGUACGUUUUAUAGAGGUUGCUUUCAUGCUUCACUAAGGCGCGGAUCCAAUGUCAGUCAUACCUGGGUUCCGGUGUUCUUUUCUGUCGCUUAUGCCUCUCAUAUUCUAGAAAAUAUAUUGAGGAAAAAUUAUGCAUAUUCAUUAAAUCAUUAGUUUUUAUCUAUGUUUUUCCUUGUUAAUUUAAAAUCAAGUACUUACCACCUAAUUAGAUAUUUGGAAAAACAUAUCAACUUGAUAGUUCAUUAUAUUGAAGAGAUAUUGAAAGCAAACAUAUUAGUGAGACAUUUUGGUGUUGUAAAAGGAAGUUCGUAAUAUAAUAUUGUCUAAUCAUCAGAAGGUAUGUGAUCUAGACCAAAGGACCUAUAAUUAUUUCGAAUGUUUUAUGAAAUAAAGCUUGAUAUCUUCCUUUUGGCCUUAGAAUCCUAAGGACGUGAAUGUUCUGCAUAUUAUUGAUAAGAAUUAUUCUCGUUUGUUACACAUAACUCUGCAAAAGAAA